GCGACGCGCAAGGCAACAACAGCUAUAGAAACCCAAAUGGCCGAGCGUGUGACAAGCGUUAGUGGGCUGUGGCAGCUGCUGCUGCUGUUGGCUGUUGGAAUCAGGCUGAGUCAGCAGGCGUCGAUCGGUGAAUCGGCCAGCGACAGUUUCUAUACGGCCGGCGUUGUUGAGUUUCGUCAAGCCAAUGGCUACGAUGCCAAUGCGAAUCUGGCCGACAAUUUGGCUGGCUAUUUGGAGUUGAUCAACUCCCCAAAUGCCAGCUCUGUAGACAUCAUGGUCUUCCCUGAGAUGACCCUCAAUGGCCUAAGUACGGCCAGCUUUGUGCCGUCGCCCGAUGAGGAGGUAACACCCUGCCUAGUCGAUCCCUCGGCCAACUACUUUGAACCGUUUCUGGUUGAGCUCUCCUGUGCGGCUCGUAGUGUAAAAAGGUAUAUUGUGAUCAAUAUCAAUGAGAAGCAACUCUGCUCCGACACACCCGAGGACACGCGUCCUUGUGCCUCCAAUGGACUAAAUACCUUCAAUACGAAUGUUGUCUUCGAUCGCAAUGGAACUGUUGUCUCCAGGUAUCGCAAGGUUCACUUGUAUGGCGAGCCAAGGAAUAGCACUUUCGUGCCAGAGUCAGUCAGCUUUGAGACGGACUUCAAUGUGACCUUCGGACAUUUCAUUUGCUUUGACAUCCUCUUCUAUGCUCCAGCACAUGAGUUGCGUCUGAAGCAGGGCGUUCGGAACUUCGUUUUUCCGACCAUGUGGUUCUCUCAGCUACCGUUUCUCACAGCUGUUCAAGUUCAGAUGGGCUGGUCUUAUGCCAACGAUGUGAAUCUUUUAGCUGCCGGCGCCAGUCACACGGAGUACGGCAGUACUGGAACAGGAAUCUUUAAUGGAAGGCAGGGAACUAUCACUAGUGUUAUGAAGUUGGACGAAGGUGAGCGUCGCAUCUAUGUGGCCCAGGUGCCCAAGUUCCAGAGCUCAGAGGUUAAGGGACGUCGACAUGUCUUGAGUCAGAUUCACAUGGCAGGCCAGAAGCAAAGACUUAGCCAGAGUCAAGAGCAGAGCUCGCUAGCCCGAAGUAGGUCGGGAUUCGUGAUGAAGCGGGAUACACUUGAGCUGUACGAGAGCGUACUACUGCCGCAGGAAAGCAACGUGACAAAGGAUGUUUGCCAUGAAAAACUCUGCUGCCAUUUCGAGUUGGAGUGGAGUCCAGUCGAUACAGGAGCUGGCAAUGAAAGCACUUUCGGUUAUCGCCUAGCUGCCUACGAUGGCUGGCGCAAUGAGCAGGAUGUGGAUAAUAACUAUGUGCGCAAUUGCGGCAUCUUUGCCUGCAGCGGUCCCAACAUUAAGGAUUGCGGCUUGCUGCUGAAGGCGAAUGACUUAAAUCACAACUUUAGCCGGUUGCUCAUUGAGGCCAAGUAUCCCAAGUCUCAAGAGUUUCUUCUGAUGCCAAACAGUGUGAGGGACAAUCUGUUGCCCCUCGAGCCAUCGCAGUUCGAGUGGUCUGUCCAGGAGGAGGAAAAGAGCCAUCUGCUGAGUGUGCGCUUUGCCCUAGUUAAAACUGAGGCGCUGUCCAACCUAUUGACCUUCGGAAUCUAUGGGAAUUAUUACGAUGACAUUUGUACCUAUGGCACGGGCACCCCGGAGAAGGAUAUUCAAUGUGGCUUUAAGCCUAUUAAUGAUGGCGCCGCCGAGCUGCGCUUCUUUGCCAGUUGGUUGCAUUUGCUUCUGGCUGUGGCUUUAAUAGUUCACCUUAGAAAUUAGAAUCUUUAUCUGUUUAAUUUUUCUGUGGGGAAGAUCUUUGGCAGCAGGAUGCGGGUCUACGGGCCAAGCCAUAAAUAAUUUUAAAGAUAUUCUGGAAUUCAUUAUGAAGCUUUGAAAACUUAUAUAUUAUAGUUACAUUUAGACUAAAGUAAGAAAGCCUCAAGCUAACAAGAAAAUUGGGUUGAGUCGUGAAUU
Drosophila hydei is the source of this 1947-nucleotide messenger RNA. Its product is annotated as vanin-like protein 2. Bases 37 to 1752 code for a protein of 571 amino acids. NCBI's taxonomy places the organism in Eukaryota, Metazoa, Arthropoda, Insecta, Diptera, Drosophilidae. The transcript has 4 exons. Gene Ontology annotation, molecular function: hydrolase activity, acting on carbon-nitrogen (but not peptide) bonds, in linear amides. The record is from RefSeq and is a predicted model, not a curated record.